AUUGGCUGCCUUGCACGUAGGCUGCAACCACCACCUCCUGUUUGGGGAAACGAGUUACUUUGAUCACCCCCCUCCCCAUUACAUUGUAUCAUGUGAAUGAGUUACUUUUAAGUGGCGGGGGAGAGGGCAUGAGUGCUAAUCAGCGGAGGGAUCUACUGUGAUCUGCGAAGUGAACCAUCAUCCUGGAGAGAUCUUGAAGGUGAGUACUGUACUUUUGAUAGGCGCUCUUUUAUGAAGCAUCCUUCUUGGGGGCGAAGAGGCGUCACACCGGAGGGAAGAGUCGGUACUGGAGAAGUUAACAUACAGAGCGCUGAUCUGGAUGCAAACGAGAUCCAAGUGGGGGCACUGCUGUUACCUCUGAGCAGGUUGCUUUUGAGCCCAGCCUGGGCAAUCCAGCUCCGACGAGCCCGCGCGAGAGGUCAGGGGUUCGGAGAGAGGGCUCUGCUAGUUGCUGCCUGCCAGGGUUUUGCGAGCAGGGUUUAAGCAAUUUGCAAAUAAUGCUGGAAAUAACCAGAAAGGCAGGGAGGGCGAGAAAGAGAGAGAGCGCGCGUUCAGGAGGUGCAAAAACCCUGACUUUGAAAAAACAACCCGCAACGCGUCCAAAAUCAGUAUCGCUGUCUGAGUUUCAAAACUAGAGGUGGGUUCUAUUCUCACCCCCAUCCCGAUUAUUUUAUCUUUUGAUGCAAAACCUUUUGGCCUGCAAACAUAUUUUUUUUAAUUCAUGCUAGCUUAAAAACAUUGACAUCUUUUUUAAUAUAUAGACAUGGUGUUGGAAGGGAAACGCUUUCUUGCGGAUUCUGGUUAAAAACAUGAACUGCUUUGUUUACUACAUAGCUAUAUGAUGGCAUGUGAGGUUAGGAUAAUACCAGGACAAGCCUAGGGUUCGCCGUAUGGGAUCUGAGCUUUUUUUGUUUGUUUGUUUUUUGGUUGUUGAAUUAACACCCAUCUUUUUUCUUGAGCUGGUUGUUUUAAAAUAUACUCCGAAAGUCAAUGUGGGGUUAUUGUGGACGGAUGCGUGCUCUAUAUGAGUGUCUUUUAAUGUGUGUCUGUGGUUUUGAGAGAAGGGAGACUUUACAGAACAGCUUUUAGAAGGUGAUGUGCACUGCAAUAUAAUUAUUUCCAGAACCCUUUCCUGCUCUCUUGAGUGCAUUUGAACGCCCAGGGAGACCUUAAUUAGGGUCACGGAUUGCUGCUUCCCUACAUUAAAUACCUAGCUUCCCUGCUGAUGCUGGUAUAUGACACUCUGGAAUGAUGUCGUCUUUGUCUGCUGAGCUAAGACACAGCUUUAAAAUCCACGAUCACCAUUCUUUUUUGUUGUCCAAAUUCUUCUGAGAUUAUAUAUAUAUAUAUAUAUAUAUAUAAAAACACACACACAAACAUGGAGGUGGGGCAGAAAAGAAUAUAUUGUGUGACCUAUAUCAGAUGAUUAUAUGUGUGAGACUAAGAGACUGCAGGAAGCUUAGCUACUGUAACUGGAUGUGUUUGUUCAUUAAUUGCAUAUAGCUAGAAAUACACUGAAAGUGAUAUUUGGGUCACAGGGUGCUGUUUACUGCAAAAAGCCCCCAUUUCCUGCAGUACUUAGCCAAGCCGUUUAUAAUCUUAUUCAGCAGCAAACAAUGGAUCUUGCUUUGGAGGGCAUGCAUGCUAGUAAAAAAAGAAUGAUUGUCUGGAAAGUGACACCCAGAGAACCUUUGUGUGUGUGUCGUGUGCCACUGUAUGCAGAAGCACCUGAUUCAGGCUAAGUUGAAUUGCUUGCUAUUUAGGCUAUGUUGUUGUUGUUGUUGUUGUUGUUUAGUCGUUUAGUCGUGUCCGACUCUUCGUGACCCCAUGGACCAGAGCACGCCAGGCACUUCUGUCUUCCACUGCCUCCUGCAGUUUGGUCAAAUAUUUAGGCUAUGGUUGUUGUUGUUUUUUUACAUACUUCUUCCCUCACAUCAGGAAUUUUCCUUUAUCCCUGCUAUCUUGAUUUAUUUUCCAACAGUACAUUUUCCAAUAUAGUUUUUUUUAAUGUUAAUGAACGUGACUAACUUAGGCCUGAAAUUUCACUGGUGAAUGCCGGCCCAUCCAUGAGGCAGACGGAGGCCGCUGCCUCAGGCAGCUGAAUCCAAAGGGCACUUGGGUGGGCAGGCACCCCUUGAUGCCUCUGCAAGAGAAGGGAGGAGAAGAGAGGCUGUGGUGGCUUUGGGGUCCACUGAGAUCUCACAAGAGCAAAAUCAUGCAGAGGCCUCUGCAGGGCUCUUACAUUUUUCACUAGUGGAUGUUUCCAAACAUUUUUUUUUUUAAGGAUAGCCUUGUGCACAAUGCAUUGCAGUAUGCCCCUCCUGUCUCCAGCACAGUGCUGCAGCUCGUGUUGGGAUGGGCCCAGGUUCAGUUUCUGACACACACACCCCAGUUUAUAAGAAAGAACCUCUUGCAGAAGAAGUGACAAAGAAAACAAAAACCACAUUUGAAACCUUGGAGAAUCAUUGCCAGUUAAUAACCUACAAGUCUUGCUGGAUCUGACCAAAGGCCUAUCCUGUUUACAGUAGUGUGACAAACACUGGGGCUUGCUGCUUGCAAUCCUGGAGGCAGCCUAUAAGCAGCAAAGACUAGUCCUUUAGGGUCAAUGGGGCACUGCCCCACCAACCUCAGUCUGCCUCCCUUCCCACUUAUCAUCAGACUAGGAGAUGGCAUGAGAUGUCAGCUUCCUCCUCCUAUUUUUUGUUGUUGUUUAGUUGUGUCCAACUUUUCGUGACCCCAUGGACCAGAGCAUGCCAGGCACUCCUGUCUUCCACUGCCUCCCGCAGUUUGGUCAAACUCAUGCUGGUAGCUUCGAGAACACUGUCCAACCAUCUCGUCCUCUGUCGUCCCCUUCUCCUUGUGCCCUCAAUCUUUCCCAACAUCAGUGUCUUUACCAGGGAGUCUUCUCUUCUCAUGAGGUGGCCAAAGUAUUGAGCCUCAGCUUCAGGAUCUGUCCUUCCAGUGAGCACUCAGGGCUGAUUUCCUUCAGAAUGGAGAGGUUUGAUCUUCUUGCAGUCCAUGGGACUCUCAAGAGUCUCCUCCAGCACCAUAAUUCAAAAGCAUCAAUUCUUCGGCGAUCAGCCUUCUUUAUGGUCCAGUUCUCACUUUCAUACAUCACUGCUGGGAAAACCAUAGCUUUAACUAUAUGGACCUUUGUUGGCAAGGUGAUGUCUCUGCUUUUUAAGAUGCUGUCUAGGUAUAUCAUAUUAAUAGACCACCUUUUCUCCAAGUAGCACAAGGCGGCAUACAUGAAUCUCUUCCUCCUCAUUUUCUCCUCAUAACAUCCCUGUGAGGUGGGGUUAGGUUGAAAGACUGUGACUGACCCAAGGUCACACUGUUAAUUUCUUGGCUGGGCAGGAAUGGUCCCAGGGUGGUUUACACAAUAUAGUGGUACCUCUGGAUACAAACGAGAUCCCAUGAUGACUUUCUGUGAUUUAUAUUUUAUUAGAAUAUUUUCAUUUAUAAAAACAUAGUGACCAAAAAGAGAAAAAAGUGUGAGAAUGAAGAAGGGGGGAAGUCAGUUACAUUUCCAUACAUUAGUAUAAAGAUGUGUAUAACUUAUUAUCUUAAUACAUUUAAUACAUAUAAAAAAACCCCACCUAAUAUAUUCUGUAUAAACUCAUUCCAAAUAUCAUUAUAUUUAUCUAGUGAAAGUCUGCAUCUAUAAGCAGUUUGUCCAUAUGUUGCUAAUAUUGUCAUGUUGUCAAGCCAUUGAUCAUAUCUCUAUUCGUCCGGUUCAUCGGUAUCAAUCUCCACCAUUAGAGCAUGUAGAAUCCAAAAACUGGGAUACUGUGGUCAACAGUAUCAAAAUCCAUCAAGAGAUCACAGAGGGUGAGCAGGUUCACACUUCUCCCUCCUCUCUCCUGAUAAAUGUCAUCAACCAGGGUGACCAAGGUAGUUUCAGUGCCAUAACCAGACCUGAAGCCAGCCUGGAAUGGUUUCACAAACAACACUAAUCUGGAUAAACGGAACCCAUAUAGAGAGGGAAACGGGAUCAUAGUGGCAAAUGCCAGCCCCAAACUACACACACUUAGUUGGUCGUGGGAACAAACCUUGUGUGCAUGGGCUCGGAACAUCCAGCCGUAAACUCUGUACAUCAGCGCAUGUACAUUUCAUUGUCUCCACACUAAGAGCCAGUGUGUUGUAAUCGUGAGGGUUCAGGUCCCCACUUGGUCAUGAAUCUCACUGGCUGAACCUGGGGCAGACCUUCCAUAUCUACCUAUCUACCUAACAUAACUCAGAGAAUUAACGUGAGGAUAAAAGGCAUGCACUUUGUGGGGCUUCCCUUGGGAUUGGUCUGGAAGGUGCAGCUUGGAUAGGAUGUUGUGGCCAGGUUGUCAAGUGGAACACCUGGAUGUGCAUAUUACACCUGCGCUGAAGGAACUGCAGUGGCUGAUGAUCAGCUAGCAGGCCGUGCUUAAGGUACCUGUUAUUAACCUAUAAAGCCCUCAACAAUUCAGGAGCAGGUUGCCUAAAAGACUCCUUGCCCCUGUAUAGACCUGUAAGAUCACUUAGAUCAGUGUUUCCCAAACUUGGAUCCCUAAUUAUUAUUUUUUUUGGACUUCAACUCCCAUCAUCCCUGGCCACUGGUCCUGCUAGCUAGGUAUGAUGGGAGUUGUAGUCCAACAACAGCUGGAGACCCAAGUUUGGGAAGCACUGAUUUGGAUCAUGUGGGCAAAUUCUACUCGUGGCACAGCACUCUACAGAAUAUCAUAGGGCAGUGACACAGAAAUGGGCAUUUCCAGCUGUUACCCCUGGUCUGUGGCGUGCCCUUCCCUCUGCCAUACACGAGGCAACAGCUAUUAGCUGUCUUGUGAAUGCUUAUCUCUUUGUCCAGGCUUUCCAUGAAACAUAAGAUGCUGCUGCUUUGUUGGAGUUUUUUUUGGUUGUUGUUCCAUUUCUGUUUUAAUGACAGUCUUCGCUUUUCUAUUGUAUACUGCUUAGAGAUCUUUAAAAAUAUUAUAAAUGGCUUUCAAUAAAUCAAAUAAAAUGGGUGUGUUGGCAGGAGGAUGGAGAGAUACGUAUACUAAUGAGCUCAUGAGCUGAAAGUUGGGAUACAAAGGUUGUUUUUGUUGUUGUUCAAAAAAGAAAUUGUGAUUAGCAUGUAUUACUGAAACUGCUGCGUUUUUAACACUUGGCUAUAGUUUUUCAGUUACCCCUACAAUGAUCCUGUAAGGUAGCAAGCAUUAUGACUCUGAAAUCGCGGGUGGGGUGGGGGGGAGGUUUGAGCAUGAGAGCUGCUAUCAAUUUCUGGAGGCAGUUCAUGGAUUCGUGCCUGAGAUGAGGUCUGAACCAGGGCCACCCUUGCUAAAAAGCUCCCUUCUCUCCACCAGUGUGCUUCCUUUGAUCUAGUUAAAGCACAAACUGUGAGCCUCAUCUCCAUAAUUCCAAAGCAAUUUGCUGGUUCAUCAACUUCUUAAGCAACAAUCAGAGUCGGGAGCAAGUGGAACAAGAUAGACAGGACCAGGUUAAAUGUGUGGACAGGCUACAAUUAAGGACGUGCCGCAGAACGGUAUAUACUCUGUGCUUGAAAAUCUAGCCUCUGUGCCAGGUUGAGCAAGAUUUUGGGCCUACAAUAUUUAGUUCUGCAGCCUGAGUACAAUGUAGACAUGUGUCUCUGUUUUAUCCAUAUCUGUUGUUUUAUCUACUACGGUAACUUAAAAGAGGUGACUCUUUCCCGUCAGUAUUCCUGAAGAAGGCAGCUUGCAGAGAAUGUCUGUCGUGUCCUUUUUUUCUAAUGGAACAAUAAAUCUGACUUGUGAAAACUGCAAAAGCUGUAAAACGGUGUAAGAGCAGCAGAAUAAAACCGUAUUUUAAAAGGCCUGAGAAAAGUAAGGGCACACGAUGGCAAAAAUACACACUACAGAAUAGAGAAGGGUACCAAAGCAGCAGCUCCCUGGGAGAUUGGGGCACAGAUGGGGUGCCACAGCUGAAAAGGCCCAGAUCUAAGCAUCUGACUAAGAUCUGGAUGUGCAGGCAAAUACACGUGAGAAAGCAACAGUCCCUGUGUUUCUUCCUUCCAGGGGAAAUGACUUGUUGGAACUAUGUACCCCUUCAGAGUUCUUAGAUGACUGGCAGCCCUUGUGAUUCGUGCAUCCCCUCAAUCCUGAGGACUAGCGCCUUGCAUUUUAUUAAAAACUGAAAAUCUUAUGGUUCGGAAGGUGCAGCAUUGCACAUCACACACCAGAUUGCCUGAGGGUCGAAUACAGAAUACUUUUCCAUCAUUAGAGACCAGGAGCAGCCAAGAAUUUAAGCCUACAAGGAAAAAUCCAGCAGCAAGCAACAGGAGAUCUGAGUCGUUGAGGACAAUCCCAAGCCAAAUAGAUGAGGCUUGCAUUUAUUUAGGUUGCAUCUCUCCAGCUGUUGCCAGAGAUGCUUGACAGAUCUGCUGGCCAGAUGUACUGCAGGAAAAGGGCAGGUGAAUUGGAAGUGCAAAUGUUGAAGCUUGUUUAUGGAGAGUUGCAUUUCUUCCUUUCCCUUGCCGACAGUAAAUUAAAUUGCUCUGAUGCUGCUUAGCAGGACCCCGUUCUGCUGGAAUGCCUGCUAGGAAGCAUUUGGCAUCAACUUGUUGCAUCAGCCCACAACCACCGACUUGACUUUUAACCACAAUCACAUCAAUGCGUCUUUCCUCAUCAAGUUUACAUCCCCACAGUGACAAUUAGCAGUGCUUCAGCUGGCCAAGGAGCCCUUUCUGCCAAUGCUGGCCAAAGGACUCUUUGGCCUCAUUGCACGAUGCUGAGCCUUUGCAACUUGUCUGCUUUGCAAACUUGCAGAGGCUUUAAAUUCUGAUUUGUCGGCCAAAGGCCAGCCUGCCUUUGCCCUUCAUUCCAGAGGCGGAGAUGGGUGCCUUUGAUUUAUUAGGCAGGGUGUUCAUAAAGGCCAGAGUGAAAUAGGGGGAGGGGAUGGUGUUGUGGCCUCCUAACCUAUGGACUACUAGAGUCAUAUUGUGGCACAAACUCUUUUCCAUUCCAGUGUUAGAAACUCAGAUAUAUAAGCUAGGCACCAAAUGGCUCUUAAAACCAAGGUUACAGUCGCCAAAAUAGAAUGUCCUCUUGUCGUUUUGGAGCAAGAUGUCUCUAAAGUCUUAUUUUUCAGAUGAUGGACUGAUUGAUUCCCAAUUAAAAUUCAGAUGACCUUGAGCUAGAUUAAGAGCUUUUAGAACUUAAAGAAGAAAAGUCACUUGAUCCAGCGAGAGUCCACAUAUAUAUUGGCCUAUUCUGACCUCUUUUUCUUAACGGUAGCUACUCCUGCUAGACGCGGGUGGCGCUGUGGGUAAAACCUCAGUGCCUAGGACUUGCCGAUCGCAUGGUCGGCGGUUCGAAUCCCCACGGCAGGGUGAGCUCCCAUCUUUCGGUCCCAGCUCCUGCCCACCUAGCAGUUCGAAAGCACCCCUAAGUGCAAGUAGAUAAAUAGGUACCGCUUUAUAGCGGGAAGGUAAACGGCGUUUCCGUGUGCUGCGCUGGUGCUGGCUCGCCAGAGCAGCUUCAUCACGCUGGCCAUGUGACCCGGAAGUGUCUCCGGACAGCGCUGGCCCCCGGCCUCUUAAGUGAGAUGGGCACACAACCCUAGAGUCGGACAUGACUGGCCCAUACGGGCAGGGGUACCUUUACCUUUACCUUUUGCUCCUGCUCAGGCUGCACAGAAAAGGCAAUUUGGUUUCAGAAUUCAUUCUGAUUGUGCAGAUAAAAUAUAACCGAUAGAAUUCUACAGGACGGGGUAUUAAGUUUGUGAAAACAGUCCAGAUCCAAUGAUCCCUAGAUGGUGGAGACGUCAGGCCCCAUCCUGGCACCCAGGCAUGGUAAAGGUAAAGGACCUCUGAUAGUUAUGUCCAGUUGCAGAUGACUCUGUGGUUGCGGACUCAUCUCACUUUACUGGCCGAGGGAGCCGACGUUUGUCUGCAGACAGUUUUUCCGGGUCAUGUGGCUAGCAUGACUAAGACGCUUCUGGCAAAACCAGAGCAGCGCACGGAAACGCCGUUUACCUUCCCGCCGGAGUGGUACCUAUUUAUCUACUUGCACUUUGACGUGCUUUCGAACUGCUUGGUUGGCAGGAGCAGGGACCGAGCAACAGGAUUCGAACCACUGACCUUCUGCUUGGCAAGCCCUAGGCUCUGUGGUUUAGACCUGGCUCCUGGCUAAUUUCGAACACUGCCUUUGGCAUAGCCUAAGUGCUGUGUGCCGCUCCGAUCAAGAGUAUCUGUCAACUUCAUGCUUUACCAAGAUCUUGUUUGAAGCCUCUUGAAACACACAAAAGCAAAGGUACCUAUGUACCACUGCCCCCUGAGAAAUUCCAUAGUAAGGUAGUGUCUUUAGUUAGACCACUGCAAAUAUCAGAGAACAGAAAGCAAGGCCUCCAUUGCUCAGUGGCUGAGCAUCUCAAAAGGUCUCAGGUGCAAUCCCCAGAAUCUCUAGGAAGAGCAGGAAAAGACUCCUGUGUGAAAACUGCUGACAGUCAGUUUGAAGAGCCGCUGACUGUGGAAUAUACAGGUUUGAGGUGGAUCAAUGAUGUGAAUUGGUAUAAGGCUGCUUCCUGUGUUUCUAAGCUUUUAGAUCCGGAACUCUUCGUCAGCAGGGGGGUUAAGGGAAGCAGAUGGUGGGGAGACACUCAUUGGUGUUAAAGCAAUUGGCCUUAAGGCAGAGUGUGGGAAGAAGUAGCAGGCUUACUAGAAUAGGCCAGCCUUUCCUGGGCUGGCGACUUCCAACUGUUUUAGACUGUUUUCCCAUCAGCCUCAGCAAGCACAGCUUCAUGUUAGCAUUGUAGCUCAGUGUCAAAACAUCUGCUCUGCAUGAAGAUGGUCCCAGGUCCAAUUCCUAGACCUGGACCUAUUAAAAUCUCCUUGUCUAAAACCCUGGAAAGCCACUACCUGUCAUUGGGAACAGGACUGAGUGAGAUGGACCAAUAGCCAGGCUUUGUGCUGGAUGAAGAAAUAAACAACAUCUGAUGCCCUAGUUUUGAAAACAAAAUCCAGCAGUUAUCUUAGAUCUGUCUCCAGUCUUAAACACGAAACAAAGAGGUUCCUUGCGCUAGAGAACAGCAGUUAAAAGAAACCUGGUGAUUGUUAUAUUAGCAAAACUAGAGUUUAAAUACAUACUUUCGAAAUAGAUAUUCCUGGCUAUUUCAGUACAUUGGCCAGACAAGACUUGGGCAUUGUUAAUGCCUCGAAAAAACAAUGGCAAUUUGCAACGGUCAGUAAGCUGAAGGCAUCAAAGUGUUGGAGCUGCAUUGCAGCAAGACUUCAGCGCAAUGUUCCUGACUUUGAAUCAACAAUAGAGCAAACUUUGAAAAGAAAGUCCCUAGAGGUACAAAUACAUGCCUCAUUUGCACACACAUGAAAAAGCAUUUCUGCUUACAGAAUUGAGGUUUCCCCUCUUUGCUUCCACUGUCUCCCAGCUUUAAUGAUAAUAGUAGUGUGGUUGUACUUGAUAAAUGAAGUCAAAUCUAAUGGGUAAUGAUGUGUUAUCUUUGGGGGCAAGCUUGCUUCUGAGAGUCGACACACAAGCUUGUCGGGCUAGAAGCUUGCAUGGUUCAAUGUAUGUUGGAAAAGCAAGAGAGAUAAUUUUGGGCUUAACUAAUGUACAAGAUACCUUCAAAAAGAUUUCCCCUCCCUGAGGAUCCCCAGCAGCUCAGCUCAGGAGUGCAGAUCUCUACUAAAGAGUUUUGAAUGUGCUCACCCAACUAUGGUUUCCAUUUCCAAAGGGGUAUUAUUACUUGUGUUUUGGUGCAACAGGGAAAGGGUCUUUUGGCACUUUUGAAAGGGGGACAUUUAUUAUGGUGCAAGGUUUAGUGGACUGUACUUCAUCAGAUCCACUUGCAUCUAGUGAAUUGGACUCUAGUCCGUAACCCAUCGAAGCUUAAGGUGCCAGAAAAUGCUUUGUUAUAGUUUCCAUGACUCUCAGGCCGGGGAUGGUUGUCCAAAUGUGGCCCCCUGGUGUCUCUCUGACCAUUGGGACUCUCCCAAUGUCACACCCCUUUCUUUCCAGGCCCCCUCUUUCAGCAGCUUUGCUUCCUUGAGUGCUUUUCCUGUCUGGAAGUAUUCUGAGAUUAUGAUAGCACUUCUUUCUUUCUUGCCUGGAUAGAGAGAGACGUGUACAGCAACCUCUGAUUUUUGCAUGGUUGGAAUGUAACCUAGUACACAAAGGCAAGAGUUCUAUCCAUUGCUUCAUGUGCUUUUACCUCUGUGCCUGCCCAGCAGUGGCCCCUGGAAGGUUGCCCAUGAGGCAGUGUGGCCCUCUUGCUGAAACAGCUUUCUCACCCCUGAACUAAAAUGCACCAUCUAUUUCGUAUCCCUGGGGCUUCUGCAGCAACUGCAGUCUGUAAAAUGUUUCUAAGACUACCUAAAUCUUUUUUUUAAUAAAUUUUAUUUUUAAAAGAUUUUUACAUUAUUCUUUGCAUUACACCACAAACAAUCCUAGUAUCUUUAUGGGGGUUCUUCUAACCCCUGGACUUCCCCCCCACUCCUGUCCCUGGUUUCCAAUAUUUAUCUCUUCUCAUUUCUGCAUCUAAAUACCUUUAUCCAAACUAUUAAUUUUCCUUGUUGAUGUCCUUUAUCAAAUUAUAUUACAAGUGCUAAUCCAAUCCUGCUAACGUUUUUAGGUGCUUACAGUGCUCCUUCAUGUAUUCUACAAAAAUAAUCCAUUCUUUUUUAGAUUUCUUGUCCUCUUGGUAUCUGCUCUUCCCAGUCAGUCUGGCCAUUUCAGCAUAGGCCAUCAAUUUCAAUAGCUAUUCUUCUUUCGAUGGGGUUUUCUGCUUUCCGUAAAGGUAAAGGGACCCCUGACCAUUAGGUCCAGUCAUGGACGACUCUGGGGUUGUGGCGCUCAUCUCGCUUUAUUGGCCGAGGGAGCCGGCAUACAGCUUCCGGGCCAUGUGGCCACCAUGACUAAGUGGUUUCUGGCGAACCAGAGCAGCGCACGGAAAUGCCGUUUACCUUCCCACCAGAGCGGUACCUAUUUAUCUACUUGCACUUUGACAUGCUUUUGAACUGCUAGGUUGGCAGGAGCAGGGACCGAGCAACGGGAGCUCACCCUGUCAUGGGGAUUCGAACCGCCAACCUUCUGAUCGGCAAGCCCUAGACUCUGUGGUUUAGACCACAGCACCACCUGCAUCCCUUAAUCUUUUUUCCAUAAGACUACCUAAAUCAUUGCUUUGGCUGCAGUCCUUAAAGAGCUUAACAAGGAAGCCCAAGGAAGCUGCUCAGACUGAAGGCGAGGUUGGCUACACCCAAACUUGUGCUGCUUAAAAUAUAAAUGGGGGAACACCCUUUGCUGCUAAGGGUAAGCCAGGACGGCCUUUUCGUAAGGCAUUGGCCAAGGGAGCGCCACCCUCUCUUUUCCGGUUGUCUUGCAUUGGCCUUGUGGAACUGAGGACAUUGCCUACCUAAAAUUAAUUGGCAGCCCCCACCUAUAAAGGUACAAUAUCUUUUCUUGUAAAUGGGAUGGGAUGCUUCUUUCACAACCAUUUUUGGCAGCUUCUGGGAGUUUUGCCACCAUCAGUUCCCUGUUUUCGUGCUAAGUAUAAGUUGCUAUUUUUACUCCUCCCUUUCUAAAUGUUUACUGGGAGGGUGUAAUUAGCAACAAACAUCUGUUUAGGCCCAACCAGCUGCAGUGGCCCGUGGGGAAAUGUGUUGCUGCAAGAAAGGCCUGGAGGAAGAUGAUUUGGUUUCUGACUUCAGGAAGAUUCCCUCCUUAAAGGCUCUGGUCCUCUGUGGGAUGGAGCAAGUGGGAAUGUCCAGCUGAAGGCUGGGUGUAUCAAUGACCUUUGGAUGUCCCAGAGGUGCCGAUUGUUCUUAUGCUGCAUUAUAAAGACAGAGGUUUAUAUUAUACAUAGAGAGAUUUACUCCUACUCCUCAAAAUGAUCACGGCACUUCCACAGCAUGGAUGGGGGAGAAAUUCCAUUCACGUUUCAAGGAAAAUUUGACCUAAUCCACACUUUCUGAAACAUAUGUGAACUGAAACACGGCUGUCUUUUGAAAUUUGCAGGUCUCUGACCUUUUCAGUGCCAAUCUCCAGCCAAGUAAAGUGUACAAAAAUAUACACUAGUGUAUAAAAGUGCAGUAUAUUAGAGGAAAUGUGCAUAUUAGGAGAAAUUAAAAUGAUUAUGAAUUUUUGGAAGUUCUUUUUAAAAAAAUCUCAUCUGCAUAUGGAGAACUGAAUUUAAGAUUCGGAAAAAUGAGAAACUGAAAUCGACAUCUUUGCCUAACCCUAUUUCACCCUACCCACAAAACUGAACUUGGGCACAUACGAAGCUCAGAAUGCCCUGAUUUCCAGGAAAGUCUAGCAGGGUUGAUAUUUGUAUAACACCAGCACCCUUAAAAAUGAAGAACAUGUGGCACACCAGAGAGCUGGUGUAGCACGAUGGCCAAAAGACUGAGCUGUGGAUCAGGAAGACCCUACUUUGAAUUCUGCCUUUGCCAUGAGCUCACUAGGAAUCCUUAGGCAAGCCUGUUCCUCUCAGCCUCUGGCCUCCCAUCUGCUAACUAGGGAUGCUGAGAGUUGUCCAAAACAUCUGUAAGGCCCUUGGUUAUUGUAAGGCAAGGUUGGGGAGCCUCUUCCAGCUCAAGGGUCACAUUCCCUUCUGCGGCAGCCUUCCAGGGGCCACAUGAGUGGUGAGAGGGGCCAGAGGCAAAAGAGGGCAGAGUAAAUGAUACAAAAAUUAUCUUUGCCCAAUAGCUCUGAUGGCGAACCUUUUAGAGACCGAGUGCCCAAACUGCAACCCCAAACCCACUUAUUUAUCACAAAAUGCCAACAAGGCAAUUUAACCUGAAUUGGUGCAUAAUCUGCAUUAGCUGACACUACUCUGACUCCUACUUCGCCCUUAAGAAAGAAGUACCUGGUUACCAUAUUGCAUUGCAUUGUAUCUGGGGAAUUUGUGUGAAGUCUAGGUAUUCUCUCUCAGUGUUUGCAUUGAAAGAGAAGAUGCAUAUAGAUCUCUUUGCCGUUCAUUAACCCAACAAUUACCCAUUCUCAGCACCCUCGUUUGACUUCAUGAAGGUAAGUGUAGUUAAUAUGUUUUGACAUCACCGCCACGAGACCGGGUUUGUCUUCUCUAUGAGAUACUCAUCUUCAGUGUUAGGAUAAAAUAUUUGUUUCUGCAGCAGCCGGAGCAGCUUGUAGAGAAAAUAAAUUCCACCAGUGUUUUCCCUGCUCCCUCGCCCAGCCCCGACUGGCCCCUACGCAGGGUGUCCGGCGUGUCCCAGGGCACACCCUCACCCGCUGCACUUGGCUGUGGUUGAGCUCGGUGAAGAAGCAUGCCAGUAAGUGGGAGGCGAUCAUGGCGUGGUGAGGCUGCUGGGGCCCAGAGCACCCUGCCCAGCGCCUCCCUUUGGCCCCGGCCAGAGGGUGUGUAAAGCCUCAACCUCAUAGCAGCAGGAGGAGGAAGGUGGCUGCUUGGCUGCCCAAGUUGAGCUGAGGACUCAACACACCGCCCUUGCCUUCUGCCGGCGCUCUGCUGUGGUGAUGGCGCAUGUGCACACAGAGAGGGCUCUGAGUUCUCCCUCUGGCAUGUGUGCCAAAGGUUUGCCACCACUGGCCUAUAGGCUAGUUUGCCACCACUGGCCUAUAGGCUAUAUCCAAGCAAGGAAGAGGCAUUGUCAGAGUUCAAGGACACAUUCCCACCACUUAAAAGGUAAAGGGGACUCCUGACCAUUAGGUCCAGUCGUGACCGACUCUGGGGUUGCGGCGCUCAUCUCGCUUUACUGGCCGAGGGAGCCGGCGUACAGCUUCCGAGUCAUGUGGCCAGCAUGACUAAGCUGCUUCUGGCGAACCAGAGCAGCGCAUGGAAACGCCGUUUACCUUCCCGCCGGGGCGGUACUUAUUUAUCUACUUGUACUUGACGUGCUUUCGAACUGCUAGGUUGGCAGGAGCAGGGACCGAGCAACCCACCACUUAAGGAGAGUAUAAAACAGGGAUGUAGGGGGUGUUACCAGAAGAAAAUCCUGAGGGUCAUAUUUGGCCUCCUGAGCCCGAGAUUCCCCAAACCUGUAAUAAGGGUUGCAACUAGAAAAGCAUGUGAAGUUCUUUGAACACUUGAAAGUAGCAUAGAAAUGUUUGAGGGUGAUUAUUCCUCCCAUGUGUUUAUUCAAUGAAACAGGAAUUCCGUGCACAAGUCACCCAAGAUGGGGCAGGGGUGGGGAUUCCCACUGGAAGGCAAGUAUGUAAAUCUGUGCCUGCAACAUGUCAGCUGAAUGCGCUAGCGUGCAUCCCGUACAACAUGUAAGUUGUACAAUGCAAGCUGGCAUUGAAAUGGCAAUUAAAGGCAGUGCUGACAGAAGGAUUUAUUCCCUUAUCUUAUUUGUAUUUGUCAUCUUGCUUCUAGCUGUCCUCAGCAAAAUUCCCCCUCUGCUCCCCAACGUAGCGUCUUGCUUGCUGUUGAUCCCUGCCCAAAAGUUUGAACCAGGUGCCUUCAAACUCCGGCAUAUUCAUCUUUGGCAGAUUAGGUGAAUAAUUAGCUCUCGUGUUUACAGAACACUUUGCCCCUUGAGUCACUCUCCAGAGGAGAAGCUGCUAAAUGCCACACAGGAUGACGAAGGCAGACAUUAAGGGAACUCCACCUCUUGCAAACUAAACUCAGUGGGUGGAAUAUCAUCAAGUGGUUAAGGAUUGAUCAAAGUCAACACCUGGCUAGGAAUCCGCUGUGGAACCAGGGCUCGGGAGGGUUGUUUUUUCCCCCAGACACAGCGCUUGGAUCACAUCAAUGAGGCUGUUGCCUGAUUAAUAGACUGAGAUUUUAUAUAAUUGUUUAAUUUUUCAUGAUAGGGGGAAAAAACAAGGUUCUGCAGCCAAAAAUGUUGAUGCAGGGAUCAGUUGCCCUUCUCUUAAAACUGGGGUGGGCAGCCUUGUUUCUGUCUCCUUACAGAGAGUAGUAUUGGGUAACUGCCUUGGCCCACAGAAAAUUGAUCUGCAGGUGACACCAUGGAUGAUUUUGUUGUUUAAUAUUGAUAUGAACCUGCUAGGUAUGAGACAAGGUGGCACCCAUAUACUGAUGAUACCAAGCUCCGUUUCCUGUGUAACAUCUGAACCAGGAGAGGCUGUUCAUGUCCUGAACCGUAAGAACACAAGAGGAGCCUGCUGGAUCGGGCCAAUGACCCAUCUGGUCCAGCAUCCUGUGCUCACAUUGACCCCAGCAGGACAACAGAAGAGCACUUUCCCUCCUCUGUGUUUUCCAGCAUUCUGGUGUUCAGAAGCAUUACUGCCUCCAGCCAUGGGGGUAGAGCAUGGACAUCAUGGCUAUCAGCCAUUGAUAACCACCUUCUCCAUCAGUUUGUCCAACCAUCUUUUAAAGUCAUCCAUGUUGGUGGCCAUCACUUUCUCCUGGGGCAAUGGAUUCCAUAGUUUAACUAUGCAAUGUGUGAAGAAGUCCUUUCUUUUAUCUGUCCUGAAUUCCAACAUCCACCAGAUGUCCACAAGUUCUAAUAUUGUGGAAGAAAAGUUUUUCUCCAUUUGUUUUCUCCAUACCAUGCAGUUUUAUAAACUUCUAUUAUGUCAUGCCAUAUUCACAUUUUCUUUUCUAAACUAAAAAGUUCCGAACACUGCAGCCCAUGCCUGGAAUGCGAACUACUAAAUAGCAACAGAAUCCUGACAAGACAGAGGCCGCAUCCAUACCACACAUUUAACGCAUUCUUAUUCCGCUUUAACAGUCAUGGCUUUCCCAACACAAUUAUGAACGUGGGCCCUUUCCGUGGCAUGUAGGUGCUACACCACUGAGCUGUGGAGGCAUUUGAGUGGUCACUGUUGGGUGGCAGGAUGCUUGACAAGAUGACUUCUUGGCUGGGUGGUGCUGUGGUCUAAACCACUGAGCCUCUUGGCCUUGCCGAUCAGAAGAUCGGCGGUUCAAAUCCCUGUGAUGGAGUGAGCUUCCGUUGCUCUGUCCCAGCUUCUGCCAACCUAGCAGUUUGAAAGCACACCAGUGCAAAUAGAUAAAUAGGUACUGCUGCGGUGGGAAGGUAAACGCCGUUUCUGUGCGCUCUGGCUUCCAUCACAGUGUCCCGUUGCACCAAAAGUGGUUUAGUUAUGUUGGCCACAUGACUCGGAAAGCUGUCUGUGGACAAACGCCAGCUCCCUUGGCCUGAAAACGAGAUGAGCGCCGCAACCCCAUAGUCACCUUUGACUGGACUUAACCAUCCAGGGAUCCUUUACCUUCUUACCUAUUAAUUUCAAGUAUUACUAAGCACUGGUGUGCUGUGGUAAAAAUCGUUUGCGUCACAUCAGCUGAAUGCCUUUGCACCCAGAGCGGCUUCAGUGCCACAUCUGCAAAUCUGUCAUGAUUCAGACUAGUUUAAAGGGAAGAGGCAAUAAAAGUAUGCAGUGCGUACUCCGCUCUGCAAAGUUUAACAGUGUGUUUUCUUUUAAAUUGUUUCAAAUCCUCCGAGCCUUCAGGGAUCAGCACAGGAAAGUGAAAGCUUUAAGUGGGUGCUUUUGCAUGCUGGGAAAAAUGAAAGUGUUGGUUAACUCACUUCUUCACAAGCCUAGGUAUUUACUGAGUUGUUCAUACAUAUUUCAUUUGUUGCUGCUUUGGUGAUGCUAAAACCUCUCGCAUCUGCGCACAUCCAUCAAAUCUUGGGCUAAGCCCCAAACUUUUAAUUCAGAGUUUAUGUCUUCGUGAUGACUCUUGGUUACCCCCAGAAUCAGCCCUUCAGUAGCAGAAGCAAGAGCUCUGGUGGGCUUGAUUAUCUCUGUAGCAACGAGAACCUCAAUCUUGCCAAAAGAGUCCUGCAAGAAGCGCUUUGCAAUAAUGUACGUUCCACAUAGAGCCAGGCUUGUUCAAAUGGCACUCAGCUGGUUACCUGUCAAGGAGUAAAAGUUACCCCUAGGUGAGCAGGAAAGGAAUACUUACACAAUGCUUCUUUUUUCCUUGUGUAUCUGGAAAACUCCCGAUAGCUAGAAAAGUAGCUGAAGUGAAAUAUUUGAUUGGUGGUGGGAAAUUCAGUAAAGCAUGAUGCAUGCAGUUUAAGUUUUAUAAGCAAACAAAUUCAAAGCUUUACUUGUAAAUAUUUUAAGGUAUUUGAGCUCUAUAACAAACACUUCCCUUACAUUAUUUAUAUUUGCUGGGGGGAGGCAGGGUGAAGGCACUGCAAACAUAGUAAUUUUAGCACGCCUGAAAAACUGCAUGUUUCCUAGGAAUACUGUAUUGACCUAAAAUAAAAGCAAGUUAGAUUUGAUGGGCAUUAUAUUCCUUCCAGUUGUCCAUUAUUAUUUUUUAUCUUGCCUUUGAUCAUUAUGCUGCCAGUUUUACUGAAACAAUGCAUUUCUGUCAAAUGUUGUACUGGGGAAAUGUCCAGAAAUCUCCCCAUUUAUGCCCCACACCAGUGACCCACCCCCCUCAAAUUUCUUCCCCAGGGAUUUGAGUCUCUUUCCAUUCCCAGAAACAUUAUAAUUGAAACCACCAGUCUCUUUACCUAUCAUCUGGGAAUGUGUACCAGGAAGGCGAGGGAGAAAAAAGGGAGGGGAAACCACCCCUCAAUUAUUAUUCUGGGAUUUUAGCUUUGUAAUUUUCCUCUUUAUUUCUUGCAUGUGUGGCCAAAAAUAAAAUAAAAUAGGCUGUUCCCUUGAGCUAGAUCCUAGUCAGCGGGAGUGAGCAAUGUGGGCAAUUUGCAGCAAAACAAACCCAAAUUGGGGAUGAAUUCUUUGUGUGGGUAAAUAACUCUUGGCAAGGCCUUGUUGUAGCAAGUGGAAGGAUGUCUGGAAUCCAGAUGAGUCACCUCAGAACAGCAGGUGAGAGGCCUGGCUUGCCAGGAGCCAAUGACCACCAGGUGGGCCUGCGCAAUUCGUGACCCUCCAACUGAGCACAGCCUGCUGGCAAUGUAUUGUGGCUGGAGAACACUCCUCAGCACUGCCGCCUUUAAAGAAAAAAUAAUAAUAUUAUUUCUGCAGGCUGAGUUCAAAAGGGUUUGUCAAGCCCUGGAGGGUGGGGAGCAUGGUCAGCUGACUGCAGUUGCAAUUUGUCAUAUCUCCAUAGAGGAGAUAUGAGCAGCGUUGAGCUGGGCUGCAUUCAUACCAUACAUUUAAGCGCUGCCAGGGCCAGAUUUAGGUUUGAUGAGGCCCUAAGCUACUGAAGGUAAUGGGGCCCUUUAUAUGUCCAGCUGUCCUUUGUCAACAGCAGAUUGUCACUUUUUUGUGUUGAAUAUAUGCUAUAUGGUAAUUUAUGGACCUAAUAGGUAUCUAAAGCCAUUUGCACAUAACAAAAUAUGUAUUUUAUCAAAGUAAUUGUUGAACUGAAACCAGUGAUAUUUUAGGGAGCAGGCUAGCAGGCAGGGCCCAUUACUUACAUCAUAGGAGCCUACACAACACAAAACAGUGUUGCUGUAUGUAGGUUUUAUAUUAUUUGUUUUUAAUCUUAUAUUUUGGAAAUGUACAUCCACUUUUUUCCCCUUUAAUAUUUUUGGGGGUCCCCAAGAAAGUGGGGCCCUAAGCUAUAGCUUGUUUAGCUUAUAUGUAAAUCCGGCACUGAGCGCUACAAUACCACUUUAGAAAGACAUUUUUAAAAAAGGUAAAGGACCUCUGACAGUCAAGUCCAGUUGCGAACGACUCUGGUGUUGCAGUGCUCAUCUUGCUUUACUGGCCGAGAGAGCCAACGUUUGUCUGCAGACAGUUUUUCUGGGUCAUGUGGCCAGCAUGACUAAGCCGCUUCUGGCGAACCAGAGCAGCACACGGAAACGCUGUUUACCUUCCCGCCGGAGUGGUACCUAUUUAUCUACUUUCGCUUUGACGUGCUUUCGAACUGCUAGGUUGGUGGGAGCAGGGACCGAGCAACGGGAGCUCACCCCCUCGCGGGGAUUCAAACCGCCGACCUUCCGAUCGGCAAGCCCAGGGCUCCGUGGUUUACACCACAGCACCACCCAUGUCCCUGCUUAGAAAGUCAUGGCUUUCCCCAAAGAAUUAUUUGUACCCUGGUUUUCUACACAUAGGUCACCAAAGCAUACUAAAAUAGAAAAUAAAAGAUGCAUACUAAAAAACAUCUCUCCAAGCCUUGCUGUCUGAAAUAUUUUAGAUGGCGCUUUCAGAGGCUGAACCUCUGUUACGUAGUGACUGGGAGUAUUGAAGAAACCCAGCUUCAAAUCCCUCAUCUGUCCUAGUUCAUAAGUUUAUUGUUCUGGCCAAAGACCAUGACACACAAGCCCCUCGUCAACCCUAGAACCUAACCUGGUGACCUUGGGACAAACAGUAUUUCUGAGUCUGCCCUUCCUCACAAGGUUGUUGCAAGGAUUAUGGGGUAUAUGUGAGGGGACUUUCUUUUGCGGAAGGGAUAUAGCUCUGUGGUAGUGUCUCCAGCAUCUCCAAGUAGGUCUGGGAAAGUCUCCCUGCCUGAAUUUCUGGAGAGCAGCUGUAGGUCAGUGUAGGCUCUACUGAGCUAGCUGGACUCAUGGUCUAAUUCAGAAUACAGCUUCCUAUAUUUCCAUGUGUGCACCACCUUCAGUUUCUUGGAGACAGAGUGAGGUGAAAAUACAAUAACCUUGCGCCCUUCCUAUGGUUGCUUUCUAGAUGGAGGACAAUUUCAGUGGAGUAGCUUCAAGAGAUGUAGCUGUCGAUUUGCCAGCUGUUCAUGGGGUUCCAUUAACUCAUGUUGUGUUAGCCUGAAGAUUGUUAUGCUAUGGGUGUAGCUUGCCAAGAGAUGCGAGACUGUCAUACCCGUACAAAAACACUCCAAAUAACCAUCUAGUUGGCUUUGGGAGUUAUUUGUUUGUUUUAAACCAGUUGGUGGACAGGUAGGCCUACCCAAUUCCCUGAUGGGAGCUUAAACCUGUUUUUUUGCAAAGCAAAUGAGUCUGGAGGAAUUGGGAGCAUGAGGCUGUGCAGAAACACCGGCUCGAAUCUCUGCACCCUGCUAAUAGCCACCUAUUUUAUUUAGAAGCCAAACAGCCUGCCUGGAAAUUGCAGUAAUUUCUUCUGCAGUUAAAGCCAGCAUGACCCAGGCUAAGCCAAGAACAGUGCAGCGCCCUUUCCUCUGAAAAUACUGUUCCCUUGACCAGGCUUACGAGCGCCUGUCUGCAUGCAUAGAUUUAUUUUUCUUCAAUGUCCUUUGGGAGAAUGGUGUGAAAUUUUCAUUUAUUUUCAUAUUUGUUUUUUUCUAAAAAAGAGAAUGAUUGCUUGCGAAAUGAAUCCCUCCUGACACCCCACGGUUCAUGUACAGUUAGAAUUGAGAAAAUUAUGUUAACAGGAUUUUUCAGUGUUUGGAUUGCAAAACUGAGCAGAGCACAUGUCAAAAGGGUGCAGUCUCUGAUUUAUUAACUGCUGGAAAUCAGUGUGGAAUUAAAAUCAAGAAUAUAAUACAGUGAAAAUAAUAACAAUAAAUUUAAUAGCAAGGAUGAUGAAUAAUAAACCUUUAUUUGAAACACUCUCGAGUAUUCCAGUCGUUUCCUAGUUGGAAUCUUUGCAGCCACCCUGUUAAUUUAAGUCAGUAUUGUGAUCCCCCAUAUUGCAGAUGAGGGGAUUGAGGUUUAGAAAGUAAAUAACUAGCCGAACAGGGCAAUCCUAUGACGAGAUCUACUGAGAUAAGCAGUUUAGGCUGCACUGGAUCUCCAGCUCACAAGCUUAUUCCUAGUUCAGCUGGACUUAAGGCCCCAACCAGGGCUGGCUUACCCAUGAGGCAACCGCCUCAGGUGGCAGGAUUCACAGGACAGCAGACCCCGAUGCAGAUUUUUAUUCGGCUCUUGUUCAUGAUGUAGAUAGCUGCUUUUCAUUGAUGUCACUGUUGGAUCUGAAGAAGUGUGCAUGCACACGAAAAACUUAUACCCAGAACAAACUUAGUUGGUCUCUAAGGUGCUGCUGGACAAGUUUUUAAUUUUUUUAUUUAUUUUGACUGUUGGAGAUGGAUUUAGUCAUUUUCCUAGGUGCUCACCCUCAGCACCUCAUAACUGGAGGCAUACUUCCACGGAAACAAAAUGUUGCGUUUAACUGUUUGGGGCAAUAUGCAAUACAUGUUUCUGGCUCAUUUUCUUGAAUGGCUCUUGGUAGCGUACAAAAUGUGUGUCCCCCACCCCCUUUAUCCUCACAACAACUUUGUGAGGCAGUCUAGACACUGUGACUAGUACAACAUUGUCUGCUGAAUUUUCCAGCUGAGGAUGGGCUUGAAACUGGGUCUCCCUACUGUUAGUUGAACUUCCUAACCACUAUGGCACAUUGGGUCUUGAUAGCCCAUGCUCCAUGAUUCUUGGUUUUUGUAGAGGUGGGCCUGCAUUGCUGAUCUCAGGUGAGAAAAAGCAAUAGGUGCCAAUCUGUUCAUUCCUCUGAAACUCAGAAUUUCUAUGUUCAUUUUCCUACAGAUAGGAGUCCAGUAGUCAUGUCCGUCAGCGUCCAUGAAAACCGCAAAUCCCGAACGAGCACUGGUUCAAUGAACAUCUUGCUCUUCCACAAAGCCUCCCAUCCAGACUGUGUCCUGUCUCACCUCAACACCAUGAGGAAGCACUGCAAGUUCACUGAUGUCACCCUCUGGGCCGGGAAUAAGUCCUUUCCAUGCCACCGGGCUGUGCUUGCUGCUGCCAGCAGGUACUUCGAAGCCAUGUUUAGCAACGGCCUUCGCGAGAGCUUGGGCGACAAGGUGAAUUUCGACGAUAGCCUGCACCCAGAGGUGUUGGAGCUGCUGUUGGACUAUGCUUACUCCUCCAAGAUCAUAAUCAACGAGGAGAAUGCAGAGUCCCUCCUGGAAGCCGGGGACAUGUUGCAGUUCCAGGACAUCAGGGAUGCAGCUGCCGAGUUCCUUGAGAAGAACCUGCACCCUUCCAACUGUCUGGGCAUGAUGGUCCUUUCAGAUGCUCACCAGUGCAAGAGGCUCUAUGAGCUUUCUUGGAGGAUGUGCUUGGUCAACUUUGAGACAGUCCACAGAAAUGAAGAUUUCAAUAACCUCUCCAAGGACACCCUGCUGGACUUGAUUUCCAGUGACGAGCUGGAAAUUGAGGAUGAGGAGAAGGUCUUCAAGGCAGUCAUGCAGUGGGUGAAGCAUGACUUGGACAAGAGAAAGUCUUUCCUCCCGGAGAUGUUGAAGCACGUGCGACUGGCCUUGCUGCCUUCCGAGUGCCUGAAGGAAGCCAUGACCUACGAGGAGCUGAUCACGGCAGAAGACCAGAACAAGCAAAUCAUGGAUGAAGCUCUUUGGUGCAAAAAGAAGAUCUUGCAGAACGAUGGGGUGGUCACCAGCCCCUGUGCCAGGCCUAGGAAGGCUGGGCACACUUUGCUCAUCUUAGGGGGCCAGACGUUUAUGUGUGACAAGGUUUACCAAGUAGACCACAAAGCGAAAGAGAUCAUCCCCAAAGCUGACCUCCCCAGCCCUCGAAAAGAGUUCAGCGCCUGCGCCAUUGGCUGCAAAGUCUACAUCACUGGAGGCAGGGGCUCCGAAAACGGGGUCUCCAAGGAUGUCUGGGUCUACGACACAGUGAACGAGGAGUGGUCCAAAGCUGCCCCAAUGCUUAUCGCUCGGUUUGGACAUGGGUCAGCCGAACUGGAAAACUGCCUCUACGUCGUCGGUGGACACACCGCGGUGGCCGGGGUUUUCCCAGCUUCUCCUUCCGUUUCACUGAAGCAGGUGGAGAAGUACGACCCUCUCGCCAACAAAUGGACCAUGGUGGCCCCUCUGAGGGACGGCGUCAGCAACGCGGCCGUCGUCAGCGCGAGGCUGAAGCUCUACGUCUUUGGAGGGACCAGCAUCCACCGCGACAUGGUGUCCAAAGUCCAGUGCUACGACCCGCUGGAGAACCGGUGGACCAUCAAAGCCCAGUGCCCCCAGCCCUGGCGCUACACGGCGGGCGCCGUCCUGGGUAGCCAGAUCUUUAUCAUGGGUGGAGACACGGAGUACACAGCGGCCUCUGCCUACCGCUUUGACUGCGAAACGGACCAGUGGACGCGGAUUGGGGACAUGACGGCCAAGCGGAUGUCCUGCCACGCUUUGGCCUCUGGGAACAAGCUUUAUGUGGUGGGUGGCUACUUUGGGACCCAGAGGUGCAAGACGCUGGAUUGUUACGACCCGACCUCAGACACCUGGAACUGCAUUACCACUGUGCCUUACUCUCUCAUCCCAACAGCGUUUGUUAGCACUUGGAAACACUUACCGGCUUGAGGCACACAGUCUGCAGGAGAGAACUGAGGAGCUUGAGGAGGUAAGGUAUCUUAACGGAAGUUUCUGCUGAUGCCUGCAGAUUCCUCUUUUGCAUGGACUUCUAGACAGGAACCCCAGAAGCUUAACAAAUAUAAAAGAUGUGACAACCCUGCAAAGGUGUGUAUUUUGAUGGCGUCUUUGCUCUGGUACCAUGACAAACAUUUAUUUAUUUAUUUGAGUUUUGUUGUUUUAAGAAAAAUUAUACAGGCCUUCAACUUUUCUAGGGUGAGUUUAUAAAAGCAACAACUAGAGAAUUUUUUGUGGGGUGGAUGGGAACUGUGCUGAAAGCAUUCCAAGCAGAAAUAAAAAUGCCCUAGUGAUUGCCAGCUCUUGAGGGGGUUACACUUCUUUGCUGUGGCUUGAGGCUCAGUUGGCGUGUUGCCACAGAGCACGUUCCAUCAGCUUCGGCUGGUAGCCCAGCUGCACACCUACCUAUCUGGACAGGGAUAGCCUAACUUCUGUCGUCUGGUAACAUCUAGGGCUGAGCCUACACACGGGAAAACCCCGCUAUAAAUAAGUCAGAAAAGAAAAGAAAAACGCUAUGGAAAAUUGUGUAGAUUUUUUUUUUUUACCCUCCAGUACCAUCUAGUGUUGCAUGUUUAUAACGCAUUCAAAACGUGGUUUCUUUCCCAGUGUAGCUGAGCCCCGAGUUGGAUUAAUGCAACACAUUGCAUGUUAGGCUGCCACUGAAGAUGGUUCAUAAACUUCAGCCGGUUCAGAAUUCAGCAGCCGGGUUACUCACCGAGGCAAGAUGUUUUGAGCAUAGGACGCCACUCCUGGCCCAGCUGCACUGGCUGCCAAGCGGUACCUGGGCCCAAUUCAAAGUGCUCGUUUUGACUUACAAAGCCUUAAAUAGACCAGAACUGCCUUCCAUCAAGGACUGUCAUAUGAAUCAACCACAUCAACGAGCUUGAGAAGGCCUGGUUAAGCUUGCUGUCCUCUUUGGGGUUCUAACACAGAAAGAAGUGGUCUGCUCUGCCAUGAAGCAGCUGCUUGCUGCUGCUAUGGGCCUGACCUGUGUUUCCCCCAGUUCCAGCCUCCAGUCCUUUCACACCCCAUUGCUGCCCCUUCCCACUCCCUCCCCUCCAUGCCGCACUGCCUGACAACUGACACAGCCACUUCAGCAUCUAAUUAACUGCCGCUUAGCUAUUAAAUACUGCUGCAGAAUGCAUUGAGGAGUCCAUCUUUUCUCCAGCUCGGGUUACAGGGCUUCCCCUUAAGAGCUGCUUUCACACCGGAGAUUAAUUUUAUGGGCCUGCCAUGCAGCUGCGUCCCAUGUAGUGAAGGGCCAGGAUGCUUGUAUCAGCAGCAGCUGAGGAUAAUGGCUGGUGGUUUUCUUCCCCAUAAGAAAAAGACCCAAGCUUUCGCCAUUCUUAACAGAAAGAGGUUUCCACCAGGAUAGCUGUUUCAGCUGGGUAUAGGUUGUCACAAAAUGCUCUCACAUACCAAUACAUAUUAGUUUGUAAUUAUCCUUUCCUUCUGUCCCUGCACUGUCCCUCAAUAACAAUAACAUCAGGUCCCAGAAUGGGAAGUCUCCUGAGCAGCAAACUACCAAUGUUUUCAAGCCACCUUCAAGGGAAUAAAGGUAAAGGUAAAGGGACCCCUGACCAUUAGGUCCAGUCAUGACCUACUCUGGGGUUGCGGCGCUCAUCUCGCUUUAUUGGCCGAGGGAGCCGGCGUACAGCUUCCCGGUCAUGUGGCCAGCAUGACUAAGCCGCUUCUGGCAAACCAGAGCAGCUCAUGGAAUCGCCGUUUACCUUCCCACCGGAGCGGUACCUAUUUAUCUACUUGCACUUUGACGUGCUUUCGAACUGCUACGUAGGCAAGAGCAGGGACCGAGCAAUGGGAGCUCACUCCAUCGCGGGGAUUCGAACUGCUGACCUUCUGAUCGGCAAGUCCUAGGCUCUGUGGUUUAACCCACAGCACCAGGGGAUACUCUGCCCUAAAAGGGUUGAGAAUGACAUAGUUUUACACCUUAAAUGUUUGGGCCAGAUUUUACUGGGGAUUUCAGGCUAUCCCUGCUGACAAACAGGUUCUUGGGCUUUUUAUAAGCAAAACUGUUGUGUCCCCAAUGUGCUCUGUAGUUUAGCAGCAAAACCUGUGCCAAAGAGCAGUGAAAAAUGAAAGUUGAAACAGCUGGAAAAACAGUGAUGAAGUGUUUGCUGAAAUAUACACUUCUGUUUCUUUACCGUUUACAUGUAUAUACAUGCACACACAUACCUUUAACGUCAGUGAUGGGGAAACCUUUGGCCCUUUAGAUGUUGCUUGACACCAACUCCCAUCAGCCCCAGCGAGUGCAGUCAGCGUUCAUCCAUGAUGGAGUUGCAGUCUAGCAAGACAGGAAGGGCCCAGAUUCUCUUCCUUCCGCAGUAUGUUUUCACAAACAGAGCUUGUCCCCUGCAAUUAGUACUGGGGCAGGAAUGAUAUUGGCAGAGUCAGAUAGGAUGCCUCUGCCUUUUUUUGCAAAGGACAGGGCCUCCAUUUCAAAGCAAAAUGCUGUUGUGAAAAGAUAUGCAACUCUUAAAUCACACUUUCUCAAUAAAGGGACCUCCACCGGUUUUCAGACUACGACUCUCAUCAGACCUGGCCAGGAGCUGAUGGGAGUCAUAGUUGAAAACAUCUGGACGUCACCAGGCUGGGAAGGUUGUCCUAACCUUUCAAGAUCUUACUUGGAGGCUUGUAAAUCUGAGCCAGAGAUGAGCAGCAAGCUCCCUGCUGGAGGUUCUUGCUGAACUCUGCAGAAAACUGUGGUGGGGACAGAUUGGAGUUUUCAAACUUCUGCCUUAACUGGCAUUCUCCCUGACAAAUUGGCUUCCUAAGGGCUUGGGUUCCUUGUAGUACCAGCAAGCAUUCAUCCGUUCAACUUCUCCCUACCUUCUGUCCUCAAAGAGCUGCUGCAUGAAUUGGAUCAGCACUUGCCAGUACCCCCAGAAGCCUGUCCUCUCUCUUCUUUAGAAGUGAUUUAAAACAAAACAAAGAGAGACUGGAAUAAUCUAUGAUGAUAUUGACAAAUUGAACCAUUGCCCCUGUAAUGUAUAUACAUAAUAAUGUUGGCUAUAAAGGAGGAAUGUGACCUGGACUGCCUUUCCCCAGUGUUAAUCGCAUUAGAUCAUAUUUCAGAAUGAAUUCUCGUUUGCUGACCAGAACGUCGUGUGACACUAAUUUAUUGCGCAGGCAAUAAUUCUGCGGAUUAACUCUGAUUAACAUUGUGAAAGUAAAGCCCAGAUAUGCUUUCCAAACACAGCAUGAUGUCCUAGAUUUCUGUGCUGUAAACUGGCUGCUAGUGCUCCAUAGAAAUGGAUUUCAGGUUAUAUUGGCUCACCAUCCCACUGCUGUCCUCAAUGCUCACAUGAUUACCUCCAACCAAAUCUUCCAUUUACAUAUAUUUAAUGCUGUAUUGUUUUUAACACUCGAUUGGGAGCUGCCCAGAGUAGCUGGGGAAACUCAGCCAGAUGGGUGGGGUAUAAAUAAUAAAUUAUUAUUAUUAUUACAAUAAAACUCUCCUUUUCGCUUGUUGUUUUACUAUGUAAAAACCACAGCCUAAACGAGCGUUCCCCAACCUGGUGCCCUCCACAUGUUUUGCAGGUGACCUCAAUUCCAAUCGGUGGGAGCAGAUGGGAGUUGCAGGUUAAAAUAUCUGGAAGGCACCAGGUUAGCAAAGGUUGGCCUCGAAUACCAGUUGCCAAACUAAUACGAUUUUGUUGGCCUAGCUUGGAAGAAGAGUGAGGCUGUGGUGCUGAGCUUCUGGCUCCUUUGCCAAUCAACCCAUUUACACUUAAGCAACCCAUGGGCCUCAGGGAGUUCAAACACCACGAGUAAUUAAUUAUAGACGGCUCCCCGUGACUCAUCUGCUAUGAAAAGCUGCCAGCCGUGAAACUCUGCAAGAAGCUGACUGCUUGGCAAGUGAGGUACUCUGGCAUUUCCAGUUCAUUUGGCACAUUUCUGCAUUUGGAUCUGCCCAAGAUCCAACCACACAACUCACCUGCUUCCUCCCUCCCUCCCUCCAUUUGUAGAAAUCUUGUUUUUCUCCUCUGGGGCUGUAAAAGCAAGCAACCUGCUUAAUGUACCAACUUGUGUUCCAUCUGAUUCCAUUCCCUGCAUGAGAAGCCCAGCUGGAUCAAACCAAAGGUUCAUCCAGCCCAAUAUCCUGUUCUCACAGUGGCCAGUGCUUAUGGGAAGCAUGCAAACAGGACUCUAACCACUUGUGGUUUCCAGCAAUUAUAAUAAUAAAAUAAUGAUGGUGUUGAUGAUGAUAAUUUAUACCCCACCCAUCUGGCUGGGUUUCCCCAGCCACUCUGGGUGGCUUCCAGCAAAAUAUUAAAAUACAAUAAUUCAUCAAACAUUAAAAACUUCCCUAAACAGGGCUGUCUUUAGAUGUCUUCUAAAAGUCAGGUAGUUGUUUAUUUCCUUGUCAUCUGAAGGGAGGGCAUUCCACAGGGUGGGUGCCACUACCAAGAAGGCCCUCUGCCUGGUUCCCUGUAACUUUGCUUCUCACAGGGAGGGAGCCGCCAGAAGGCCCUUGGUGCUGGAUCUCAGUGUCUGGGCUGAACGAUGGAGGUGGAGAUGCUCCUUCAGGUAUACUGGUUUGCCAAAGCAUACUGCAUCUGACAGAGGAAACUCUCCAGGGUUUCAGGCCGGGAAUAUUCCCAGUCUUACCUGGAGAUGCUGGGGAUUGAACCUGGGACCCUGUGCAUGCAAAGCAGAAGCUCUACCACUGAGCUACAGCCCUUCCCCAUCUAGUAUCCACUGAGAGCCUCCAGCAGUCCUCACCUAGAUGGAGGGGGAUCUUGUGUUGCUCAGUUCUUUGGCUGUCAGGGACUUCAACGUGUGUGACUGACAGCUCUCGGCAUCCCAGAUUUCCUUUCCCUUUCCAUCCAUUUUAGGCUCCCUUUGUCUUGCAUCCUCUUCCUUUUCUAGACUCCUCCUUUUCUACCCUUCCUCACCUGCUCUACUCCUUGGUAGCUUCCACACAAGCUCAUCCAACAAAGAGCCAAAGGGCCUUUAGUUUUAGAGCAGUUCCGCUAACAAAAUCUAGAGCCCUGUCCUCCUCUGACAUCAGAGCAGUUCAGCCAAUCGUCACCUCAACAUUCCUCAGCUGCUGCGAAUCCACGUCGUUGGGCUUGAGGUGCAUUGCCUCGCAAGGAGGAAUUAACUGGAUUGUCCUCUGUAACCUGGGUGGGAGAAGACUGGCUACAGAAAACGGGCUGGUUCUGCCGAGCAGAUGGCUGUCUCCAGAGCCUGUUUAUCAAGCCAAGCUGGGUGGGAGUGGUUGCCUUUUGGAAACAAGGUGUUGUGCAAACCAAGCUCUAGCCAAGCCUGGAUUGAAAUCAUAGGUACGACACAAGCACCAGCACAGAGCACUCUUACGCAGCAAUAAGAAAAAAAGGGCAACCCGACUCGUUCCUAACAUGAUGGUCCUGUGCCCAGCAUCUUGAGUAGGGGUUUCUGAAUACUCCAGGGAACUCUCCAGGUAUGCAGAAGAUAUAUUCGUUUGCAUUUAAAAAAAACCAAAUAAACUCCCAAUGGUCUGAUGAGGACUAGGAGCAUAUAAUCCCCCGCAGAAGCCACAGAAUACACAGCAUUCAACCCCAUCUGCACGGUGCACUUAAAGCAGUAUCCUUCCACUUUAAAUAGCCAUGGCUUCCCUCAAAGAAUCCUGGGAACUGUAGUUUGUCAUGGGUGCUGCGAGUGCUUAGGAGGCAACCCCCCCAUUCGCCCCACACUUAACAAUUCCCAGGGUUCCCCAGGAAGAGGAAUUGGUUGUUAAACCACACUCCGAAUUGUACUUCUUUGAAGGGAAUAGGGGUCUUCUCACAACUCUCAGUACCCUUCGCAAACUUACUAAGUCACUCAAACAGUUCAUAUCAACGGCAUGUUGCCAGCUUUUUGAUUUGAAAGAUUCUGGCCCCCUCAGCCCAGUGACUCUGAGCAUGUGCAAAAUGAAGUUAUGCUGACUGGAACAAGAGAAGUUUUAGUUUGUUAGAACUAAACAAACUAAAUGGAUGGGGGGGGGCGUUGUUAGCAAAAACAAAAUUUACUGAACUUGCAUUCAGCUCUUCUGCCUGUGCUUAAGGCGGCAAACAACCCAGACACAACACACACAAGUAAAAUGACAAGACGUAUAAUUAAAAACAUGAAAAAGAGUAGCACUUGGCGUAAAAUACAGGUCCUGAAGCAACAUAGUCCUGAAGAUCUAAAUGCUGUGACAAAGAGCUAGGCCUCACAGUAACUUCUGAAACAGUGAUGGGAAAUUUGUGGUCUUCCAGAUGUUUUUACCCUGCUGGCUGGGGAUGAUGGGAGCUGGAGUCCAUCAACAUCUGGAGGGCCACAGGUCACCCAUCCCUGAGAUAUAACAACAACAACAACAACAACAAUAAUAAUAAUAAUAUUUAUAAACCCCCCCCCAAUCCGGCUGGGUUUCCCCAGCUACUCUGGGUGGCUCCCAACAGAAAAAAACAGAAAAAAAACAUCAAAUUAACCCCUAAGAAGGGAAGGGAGCAGGGGCCUUUAAGUUGCACAUCCAGAGUUUGCACCUGAAAAGCAGACUGAGCUGGCCAACAGGGCACCUGGUCAGAGUCCUCCUUAAAUGGGCAUUUCCAUUUAUAUUAUAGUAAUUAUUUCCAAAGGUUUGUCCAUGGCUAAAAAAAUGAGCACAUUUAAUGCAAAUCCCCGUGGUCUUCUGACAACUUCUUUUGGAUAUACAUAAGGCGCCACCCUAGCGACGGGACUCAGUUGCUAUGCAGUUCUAAUCUCUGGACACAAGAUGGAGGGCUAGCUCUGGACUGGUGCCAUUUUGCUUCGCAGAGGGCAGCUCAGUUUGCUGGUGCUCAAAUUGCCAGCUGCUGCGCUGACACAUGAGAUCAGAUAGCUGGGAGAAGGAAAGCAAAUAGUCCCACUGUUGGUAGGUGACUGGGAGGCGGACCGAGAGAACGAGGAUUGGGCAGUCCAUUUCUCUGAGGUGGUUCCUGCAAGCUUUAGUUUAUUGUCCAAAAAGCCUUUCUGGAAACAAGAGGCCUCCCCCAUCCGGGUGUCCUCCAGAUACUUUGGACUCAAGGGAGCACAUAAGUAGUUGUGGGGUCAGGUUAUUAAUGUGUUAUUCCCUCUCUCCCCACAGAUAGCGACACUGAAUUUGUAUGUCAGUAGUGAUACUGGAAUCUGCACAAGUGGCUACUGGCUUUGCUGUCUACUGCCUCCCACAGGGCUCAUUCCUCUCGCUGCCUCAGUAUGGGGAGGGAUGUCAGGCUGCUCCAAGAAGUAUGGAUGGAUGGAUUGAUGGGGAGCCUGAGCAAAUCAUAUUGGUUCACUCAAAGGUAAAGGGAGCUACACACUGUGGACAUCCUUCGAUGGCGGCAGCUUUGCCAGCGUCACACGGGUGCCAUAUUGGCAUCGGCUGGGUUUGGAAGAGAGCCCAGUAAGGGAAGGGACUGAAAAGCCUCAGCAUCUUUCUUCAGACAAAGGAAGCCUUUCGAGGACUUCAGAAACUCGUCUCUCGGCUGCACCACAUGAAUGAAGCACAGGCACCUCUGCAAGGGCUAGAUUUGCGUUGAGUCGUUUUGGAAAAAAGAAACACGUCUUCCUUUGUACUACUUUGAUGGUUCCCCAGGAGUUCUGACAAUUUUAAUAAAAGUUCUUUGGGAAGCUG
Messenger RNA from Podarcis lilfordi (Lilford's wall lizard), 30721 nucleotides. Lineage: Eukaryota; Metazoa; Chordata; Lepidosauria; Squamata; Lacertidae. The record is from the annotation of a GenBank genome assembly.